Molecule: messenger RNA, 2742 nt
Organism: Sordaria macrospora k-hell
Lineage: Eukaryota; Fungi; Ascomycota; Sordariomycetes; Sordariales; Sordariaceae
Source: RefSeq, a predicted model, not a curated record
AUGGCGGCUCCUCCUCCCAACGACGGCUACGGCCAGUAUCCCCCUCAGCAGUACGGCGAGCAGCCCCAAUACCCCGUCGAUCCCGCCCAACAAGCAUAUGGUAGCCCGGCCUCCCCGCCGCCGCCAGCCGGCGCUCAGCACGGUGCCGAGCAUGGCAAGAAGAAGAAGAGAGCAUACGCCGCCCAGGCAUUCGAGGUUGCCACAGGAGGCAAUGCCGUAGUAGGCGGCCAGCCAGCAGCAGCACAAUACGGAAUCCCUCAGCCAGCAGCAUCAGGAUUUGGUGGAUAUCCGGCGCAAGAUGUUCAACAACCGGCAUAUGGCGCUCCCACAACACCAUACGGCGCCCCUCAGCCUGCCGUGCCCGGAGUUGGAGGUUAUCAGGCCCCCGAUCCCUACUACGGCCAGGGCGCUGCUCCGGCCGCCCCUGCCCCUGGAGGUGUUACCGGCAUCACCGCCGGUAUCCAGUCUAUGGGCUUUGGAGGACAGCCACAGCAGCCUGCCCAGGCGAGGGGUCCUGUGAACCAGCUUUAUCCCACCGAUCUACUCAACCAGCCCUUUAAUGUCGCCGAACUCGAGUUGCCGCCUCCCCCUAUUAUUCUUCCCCCUAAUAAGAGCAAGCUGCCCUUUGCGCUCGUCAUUCAGCCCUAUGCAGCUCUUCAUGACUUGGACGAUCCGGUCCCUGUUGUGCAAGACCAGGUCAUCUCGCGCUGCCGAAGAUGUCGAUCCUAUAUCAACCCAUUCGUGACCUUCCUCGAUCAUGGUCACAGAUGGCGCUGCAACAUGUGCAACCUGACUAACGACGUCCCCCAGGCCUUUGAUUGGGAUGCGGCGGCCCAGAAGAGUGUGGAUAGAUGGCAACGACAUGAACUGAACCAUGCGGUUGUUGAGUUUGUUGCGCCGCAGGAGUAUAUGGUCAGGCCUCCCCAACCCCUGGUCUACCUUUUCUUGUUUGAUGUCAGCUACGCGGCUGUCUCUACGGGUCUUUUGGCCACCAGCGCAAGAACCAUUCUGGACAGCCUCGACAGGAUACCGAAUGCCGAUCGCCGCACCCGCCUUGGAUUCAUCGCUGUCGACUCGAGCCUGCAUUACUUCUCUGUUCCGAGAGACACAGAGGAAAAUGGCGAGACGAGCAUGCUUGUGGUCAGCGAUCUGGAUGAGCCAUUCCUUCCUGUUCCCGGGGAGUUGCUGGUUCCCCUCACCGAGUGCCGCCAGAAUAUUGAAAGUUUCCUCAACAAGUUGCCCGAGAUGUUUGCGAACAACCAGAACAACGGAAACUGCAUGGGUUCGGCUCUCAGGGCUGGUCACAAGCUUAUCGCUCCCCUGGGUGGCAAGAUCACGGUUUUGAGCUCUUCUCUGCCCAACGUGGGCUAUGGAAAGCUCGAGAUGAGAGAAGACAAGAAACUUCUCGGCACGUCCAAGGAAAGCGGGCUCUUGCAGACUGCUAAUUCCUUCUACAAGAGCUUCGCCGUCGAGUGCUCCAAGAACCAAGUGUCUAUCGACAUGUUCCUGUUCUCUUCUCAGUAUCAGGAUGUGGCCUCCUUGAGCAACCUUCCGAGGUACACUGGUGGUCAGACAUGGUUCUACCCGGGAUGGAAUGCUGCUAGGGCCGAAGACGCCGUCAAGUUUGCGUCCGAGUUCAGUGACUACCUGUCGUCUGAGAUUGGCCUCGAGGCCGUCCUCCGUGUUCGCGCUACUACUGGACUGCGGAUGAGCACGUUCUAUGGUAACUUCUUUAACCGAAGCUCGGACUUGUGCGCUUUCCCGGCUUUCCCCCGUGAUCAGUGCUACGUUGUUGAGGUCGCUAUCGAUGAGAACCUUACCAAGAACUUUGUUUGCUUGCAGACGGCGGUCCUACACACCACCUGCAAUGGCGAGCGUCGCAUUCGUGUCAUGACCCUCGCUUUGCCUACCACCACCAACCUUGCGGAUGUGUACGCCUCGGCCGACCAGUGCGCUAUCGCUACCUACUUCAGCCACAAGGCGGUUGAGAAGGCCCUUGGAAACUCCUUGGACGCGGCAAGGGAUCUGCCCCAGCAGAAGGUCACGGAGCUUCUGCAGACCUUCAGGAAGGAGCUGGGCGGAGGCAGCAUGGGCGGCGGCCUUCAAUUCCCGUCUAACCUUCGUGGUCUCCCCGCCCUUUGCCUGGGCUUGACCAAGCAUGUUGGUUUGAGGAAGUCGGCGCUUAUUCCUUCGGAUAUUCGCUCUGCUGCCCUCGACCAGCUCUCUACGCUUCCUUUGCCACUGCUUAUGCAGUACAUUUACCCCAGGCUAUACUCAUUGCACGACAUGCCUGACAACGCCGGUAUUCCCGACCCGGAGACGAGCCAGAUUGUCCUCCCGCCACCUAUGAACCUCUCCUCGGAGCGGUUCGCGCCAUUCGGCUUGUACCUUAUCGACGACGGCCAGACGCAAUUCCUCUGGGUUGGACGUGACGCUGUGCCCCAGCUUAUCCUCGAUGUAUUCGGAGUGCAGGAACGCACACAGGUCGCUGUUGGAAAGGGUACUCUGCCUGAGUUAGACAAUGAUUUCAACGAGCGUGUGAGGAACGUGAUUGCCAAGAGCAGAGACCACAAGAGCAAGGGUGUUGGCAGCAUUACUUUGCCUCACCUGUACGUUGUCAGAGAGGAUGGUGAGCCAAGCCUCAAGCUGUGGGCUCAAACUCUCUUGGUGGAAGACCGGGCGGAUCAGGGCAUGAGCUUCCAACAGUGGAUGGGCAUGCUGAGGGAGAAGGUGAGUAACUAA